AUGUUGGCCGUAGGAACAAAUGAUGUUGGUCUCCUGACUUUUGCCAUGCCUGUCCAUGAAUCACUCUCCCGUGGGAUUGCUACCGUAUUUGACAAGUACGUCAUUUUCUGGCAAAAGGGGUAUCAGAGCACAGACAACGUUGAGGGCUCGGCAACUUCAAAGCUAAAAGGGGUUGCCUACACAAACAUAUCCAAUUCUUCCGACCUCAGAACACCCUUCCCAGAAAGAUACACCAGAGUGUGGGACGUCUCAGACUACGUCAUACCUGCACAGCAAACAAACGGGUUUUUCGUCAUGACAAAUAUGGUUUUAUCACCCAUGCAAUCGAGAGGCGCCUGUCCGGAAGAUCCCGAGAUUGAUAGAGAUGCAUGCACGACUGAUGUUGAAUGCAAACCAGACGAGGGCAUUAUAACAGGCAAUGGUAUCAAAACGGGCAGAUGUGUAAAUGCAACACAUCCCAAAACAAAAGAAGCUACCACAGUCUGUGAAGUCAAAGCCUGGUGUCCAGUGGAAGUCGACAUAAGACCUUUAUGGACGUCAGCAAUUCUGGAAGAAGCGGAAAAUUUCACAGUUCUCAUCAAGAAUUCUAUUUCAUUUCCUAAAUUCGGAUUUGUCAAACGAAAUAUUUUGGAUACGACAGAUCCUAUGUAUCUAAGAUCGUGUAGAUACAGUCGACUCAAAGACCCACUCUGUCCUAUAUUCAGGCUAGGGACUAUUGUAGCAGAAACAGGACAAAGCUUUAGACAAAUGGCCAUUAAGGGCGGGGUAAUAACGAUCGACAUUCAAUGGAACUGCAAUUUAGAUCUGUCCUAUAAACUCUGUUUGCCCAAAUAUCGCUUCAUUCGGGCGGACGAGCAGGACGCGAAGAUCGCCGGAGGCUUUAAUUUCAGCUGGUUCGACACACCACUCAGAGUAGGAUUUGGGAAAUUCUACAGAAUCAACGACACGGAAUACCGAGACUUGACCAAGGCGUACGGCAUCCUCUUCCAAGUCAAGAUCACCGGCGUGGCUGGCAAGUUCGACAUCGUGCCGCUCAUGUUAAACUUCGCAUCGGGCGUUGCCCUCCUUUCAUUGGCUACUGUCAUGUGUGAUGUCGUUGUACUAUAUCUUCUUAAGAAGAGGAAAUACUACAAGGAAGCAAAAUUUCAGAACGUAGCAAGUAAUGAGAAUGGACCGCAGAAGACAUAUGAGGAGGUAGCUGCAUUGUGCGAACAAGCCCUUGUUACAUCCCUCCCCAUCACACAGCUUAACAACAACCACCAAACACCUCCAGGAAUGGGGGGUAGCAACCACUCCCUACGCGACGAGAUUACCCAUCCUACCACCAACGAAACCAAGAAACCCACCAGUUUGUGAUGACACGCCCAAGCAUCAAGCCUUCAAAACUAUUUUCUAUCAAACUAAAACAACAAAGUGACCAAAAUGACAUUAAACAUUUGAGAGAAAACUAGAGAUAACCAAAGGACUAUUGCCUGUCAUGUAUGUAUAUUUAUUGUUCCAUUCGUCUUCAGAAAGCGUUUCAUUACAUGGAUUUUGAGAAGAGAAGCGUGAUAAAAGCGAGAAGAUUAAACUGCAAAUGGUUGGAAUCAUCUCGCUGAUUUUACUGAUCGUAUGUUAAAUCAGGAUCCUAAAUGACAUUUGCCUAUCAAGCAGCGUAAUAAUGUUUUACCUUUAUUGAAUUAUUGUGUUGUAAGUGAGCUACCAUCGAAGAAAUUUUGCGACAGCCAUUUUGUUUGUGGCAUGAUUCGUUUGUCAACUCUAUCAAUUGUUCCUUGAGCGUGGUAAUCAAAAUAGCGAUCAAUGUGCAUUUAUCUGCUGCCGCGUCACCGAAGCCUUCAUUUUGAACCAGAACCUGAUUGAAAAUACCCUGCAAUAUUAUGUAGCUUGUAAA
Molecule: messenger RNA, 1891 nt
Organism: Strongylocentrotus purpuratus (purple sea urchin)
Lineage: Eukaryota; Metazoa; Echinodermata; Echinoidea; Camarodonta; Strongylocentrotidae
Product: P2X purinoceptor 4
Exons: 12
Coding region: 1-1356 (451 amino acids)
Biological process (GO): response to ATP; monoatomic cation transmembrane transport
Cellular component (GO): nuclear inner membrane; plasma membrane
Molecular function (GO): extracellularly ATP-gated monoatomic cation channel activity; purinergic nucleotide receptor activity
Source: RefSeq, a predicted model, not a curated record